Molecule: messenger RNA, 1386 nt
Organism: Phaedon cochleariae (mustard beetle)
Lineage: Eukaryota; Metazoa; Arthropoda; Insecta; Coleoptera; Chrysomelidae
Source: the annotation of a GenBank genome assembly
AUGGCAAAUAGUGCAUCAGCAGUUCUGGAUGUCGUAACCGAAAGUAAAGAGAUAUCAUCUUUCUUGAAAGAUAAAAAUGAACUUGAUUUGGAACCUUCCAGUGUAUGCAGUGAUAAUUCACUUAUCCAGUCUCCCAGUAUAGAGAGCUUUUCAACCAUACAAGAUAUGGAAAAUCUUUCAGAACUCAACAUGGAUGAAAAUUCUGAUCUUUGUGUCAAAAUAGAUAGCCCUCAAAAACACCUUGAAACCCUGGAAACUUAUAUCACAUUUCGCAUUACAACAAAAGUAGCUAGAAUAGAGUUUUCUGAUAAUGAAUAUGUUGUACAUAGAAGGUAUAAUGAUUUCCUCUGGUUGAGGCAAAAGCUAGUUGAAUGCCACCCUUUCUGUAUUGUGCCUCCUCUACCUGGAAAACAUUCUCUCAUGGGCCAACUGGAUAGAUAUUCAAAAGAUUUUAUACUCCUCAGAAUGAAGGCAUUGAAUAUUUUCAUAGCUAGAGUUACUCAGCACCCUAUCCUCAGUUGUAAUGAGCACUUCAAAGUAUUCAUAACUGCUAAACAAGCUGAUUUCACUCUUCAUAGAAGGCAAAGACACCCAAUAGAACAAAAAGUAAGGACUUUCAGUCACUCAAAUUCAUCUCACAGUGUUCUCAAAAACCGCCACAAUGAAUUUGAUAAAACAAAAUCAUAUUUAAAUACUCUUUCUGAGAAACUAUUGUCUAUUGAAAAAAUAUCUAGUAGAAUAAAUAAGGAAUGCUGUGAAUAUGUUACAGAACUUAACAGUUACCAUCCCAUUUUCACAACAUGGGCAACAUCAGAGACUGCCCUCUCUGAAGUACUUCAAAAUAUUGGAAGUGCCAUGGAAAGGAGUUCAUCUGCACAAAGUGCAUUAGUACAAAGUUAUAGUAAUACUGUUGGCAAUCCUAUCAAAGAUUUUUUAGCUUAUAUUGAUGUUGUACAAGAGACUAUAAGGAAGAGAGAAUCAUUCCAGGGUGCUUAUGAGGUGUCCAUGGAAGAACUGAAUAAGAGGCAUUCUGAAAAGGAUAAACUGGUUGCCAUUUCUCAAGAUCCGUCCCAGUCUGCGAGCAGUAGUUUUUCUUUUUGGAAACAAUCAAGUAGUGAUGAUAAAUUGGAAAAACUUGGUACCAGCAUUCCACAAUUACUAAAAAAAGUUGAAAAAAACCAGGACAACCUCGAAUGUGCUAAUGAAUCUUUACGAAGUGACCUAGAUAGGUGGCAGAGAGAAAAACAACAGUGUUUGAAGAAGAUAUUACUAGAUUUUGUGAACAAACAGAUAAAUUACUAUCAGGCUACAGUGAACUCUUGGGAGUAUGUCACUAAUGAAUUAAAUCAACAGAAUGCCAUAUCACAUAAUAACUGUUCAAAGUAG